This is a messenger RNA of Anguilla anguilla (European eel), 4105 nucleotides long. Its product is annotated as glycogen phosphorylase, muscle form-like. Gene Ontology annotation, biological process: glycogen catabolic process. The record is from RefSeq and is a predicted model, not a curated record. The coding region runs from base 104 to 2632 and encodes 842 amino acids. The transcript is spliced from 20 exons. NCBI's taxonomy places the organism in Eukaryota, Metazoa, Chordata, Actinopteri, Anguilliformes, Anguillidae. Gene Ontology annotation, cellular component: cytoplasm. Gene Ontology annotation, molecular function: pyridoxal phosphate binding; glycogen phosphorylase activity.
GCAUAGUCCUUGUGUGGGUAAGAGUGACGCGCGGCUGCCGGUUAACUGGUUACUUUUUUGUUUGUUUUUGUGUAAUCAGAUUAUUUGCAAACCGAUCGGGAAGAUGUCUAAACCACUGUCAGACCACGACAGGAGGAAGCAGAUUUCGGUGCGAGGGCUCGCGGGCGUGGAAAAUGUGGCGGACCUCAAGACAAAUUUUAACCGGCAUCUGCACUUCACAAUGGUGAAGGACCGAAAUGUGGCGAUGAAACGGGAUUAUUACUUCGCUCUUGCCCACACCGUCCGUGAUCACCUAAUUGGAAGGUGGAUCCGAACACAGCAGCACUACUACGAAAAAGAUCCCAAACGUGUUUACUACAUUUCCUUGGAGUUCUACAUGGGCCGAACCCUGCAGAACACCAUGGUAAACCUGGCGCUGGAGAAUGCCUGCGACGAGGCCACGUACCAGCUCGGCCUUGACAUGGAGGAGCUGGAGGACAUGGAGGAGGAUGCUGGCUUGGGAAAUGGAGGCUUGGGACGUCUGGCGGCCUGUUUUCUGGACUCCAUGGCAUCACUGGGGCUGGCGGCCUACGGCUAUGGCAUCCGCUAUGAGUUUGGCAUCUUCAACCAGAAAAUCUGCAACGGCUGGCAGGUGGAGGAGGCAGACGAUUGGCUGCGCUACGGCAACCCCUGGGAGAAGGCGCGCCCCGAGUACAUGCGUCCCGUCCACUUCUAUGGCAGAGUGGAGCACCAUCCAGAUGGGGUCAAAUGGGUUGACACUCAGGUAGUCUUGGCCCUGCCUUACGACACCCCCGUCCCCGGGUACAGGAACAACGUGGUCAACACCAUGAGGCUGUGGUCUGCCAAGGCACCCUGCGAGUUCAACCUGAAAGACUUUAACAUCGGCGGCUAUAUCCAGGCUGUGCUGGACAGAAACCUGGCUGAGAACAUCUCCCGUGUGCUGUACCCCAAUGACAACUUCUUCGAGGGGAAGGAGCUGCGUCUGAAGCAGGAGUACUUUGUGGUGGCCGCCACCCUUCAGGACAUCAUCCGCCGCUUCAAGGCCUCCAAGUUUGGCUCCAAGGAAGUCGUGCGUACGGACUUCACUGCCCUGCCCGACAAGGUUGCCAUCCAGCUGAACGACACCCACCCCGCCAUGGCGAUCCCCGAGCUGAUGAGGAUCCUGGUAGACGAGGAGAAGCUGCCCUGGGAUAAGGCCUGGGACAUCUGCAAUCGCACCUGCGCCUACACCAACCACACUGUCCUGCCCGAGGCGCUGGAGCGCUGGCCCAUCGACCUCUUCCAGCACCUGCUGCCCCGGCACCUGGAGAUCAUCUACGAGGUCAACAGACGCCACAUGGAGCGUGUCGCUGCUCUGUACCCCGGUGAUUUCGACCGUAUGCGUCGCAUGUCCCUGAUCGAGGAGGGCCCUCACAAGACGGUCAACAUGGCGCAUCUGUGCAUCGUGGGCUCCCACGCCGUCAACGGUGUCGCUCGCAUCCACUCUGAGAUCCUCAAGGCUACUGUAUUUAAGGACUUCUACGAGAUGGACCCCGACAAGUUCCAGAACAAGACCAAUGGCAUCACCCCACGCCGCUGGCUGGUGAUGUGCAAUCCUGGACUGGCCGAAGUCAUCGCAGAGAGAAUCGGAGAAGACUUUGUCCGUGACCUGGACCAGCUGAAGAAACUGCUGAAGUUCAUCAAUGAUGACGCUUUCAUCCGGGACGUCGCCAAUGUCAAACAGGAGAACAAGCUGAAAUUCGCUGUGCACCUACAAGAGCACUACAAGGUGGCGAUCAACCCCAACUCCAUGUUUGACUUCCAAGUCAAGAGAAUUCAUGAAUACAAGAGACAGCUGCUCAACUGCCUUCACAUAAUCACCUACUACAACAGAAUCAAGAAGGAGCCCAACAAGCAGUGGACCCCCAGAACCAUCAUGAUCGGUGGAAAGGCCGCCCCAGGCUACCACACCGCCAAGAUGAUCAUCAGGUUGAUCACCGCCAUCGGCGAAAUCGUCAAUAACGACCCCGUGGUGGGCGACCGCCUCAAAGUCAUCUUCCUGGAGAACUACAGGGUGACGCUGGCAGAGAAAGCCAUCCCCGCGGCCGACCUGUCGGAGCAGAUCUCCACCGCCGGCACGGAGGCCUCUGGCACCGGCAACAUGAAGUUCAUGCUGAACGGCGCCCUCACUAUCGGCACCAUGGACGGCGCCAACGUGGAAAUGGCGGAGGAGGCCGGCGAGGACAACCUCUUCAUCUUCGGCAUGAGGGUGGAGGACGUGGACGCUAUGGACGCGAAAGGGUACAAUGCUAGCGAGUACUACAACAGCAUCCCUGAGCUGAAGCAGGCCAUCGACCAGAUCGCGGGGGGCUUCUUCAGCCCCAAACAACCCGACCUCUUCAAGGACAUCGUCAGCCUGCUGAUGCACCAUGACAGGUUCAAGGUGUUUGCUGAUUACGAAGACUACAUCAAAUGCCAGGAGAAAGUCAAUGCGCUGUACAAGAACCCCAAGGAAUGGACCAAGAUGGUGAUCCAUAACAUUGCCGGCUGUGGCAAGUUCUCCAGCGACCGCACCAUCGCCGAGUAUGCCCGAGAAAUCUGGGGCGUGGAGCCCAGUCUGGAGAAGCUCGCCGCCCCCGAUGAAGUGCAUUAGCCUGCCCUGGCUCCGCCUUAACACCACCCGAUCUGCUUAACAGAGUCCUGGAAAUUCAACUUUAAAUAAAGCAACUAAAGUAAAAAAAAAAAAAAUUUUCAAAAACAAAUAAAAAAAGAUAUAAAAGCACACCCCUGAUGUUGAUGUAGAUUUUGCUUGCGAGAAACCUGACCACAUUUCCCUAGGCCUGUAUGUGAAAAUAGUGACCCCUGACUUAGAUUAGUCUUCCAUGGAGGUGUGCCUCAAUUAAUCUUUCCGACCCAUGUGCCCUGUCAAUGUAUAAGCUCCCAUAGUUGCCCAACGGACAGUCUGGCCCAUUCACCGUCUGGAGUCUGCGUCCUUUCACCAAUAAUCAACUUCUGAUGUCACGCCUCCCUCAGAUUUCUCUCUAAAUGUACGUCACCAGAAGCCUGAGGUGACAGCCUAAUUUCCCUUGGCCCUCUGCCUCUUCCACCUGGCUCCCUUAUGGGUACCUCUGGAAGCAGUCCGCCAAUCCGUGACUGUGGAAAGAAAACCCAGCCUGGGACACUUACGGCAACGUCCUGUUUAAGAGCACGCGGGGUGUGAAUCUGGGGGAGAUGCCUGACUGCUCUUUUGUGAUCGUGUCUGUCAGAGGCCAGACCCUCGGUUCUGAGUUUCAUGCUGGUCACCAGGUUCACUCUCAGUUCUGCCGAAUGCCCGUUGUGUUGCUAACCCUUCACUGAAAUAGGGCUGCAGUGUGAGAGCAUGUGGAAUGAGCUCAGAGCACACGUGAUGCGUUUGGUCAGGGAAGCAGUUACUAUCAUUGCUCAGGCUAGCCUGCCUUCUAGUUAUCACACAAAGCUUGUGCCUCCUGAAUUCAUACUCUUCCGUCUGAAAGAAUCUUGAGUUUUGGUUGGCCAGUGCGGAGAGUGGGCUGCUGGGAAUUGUAGUCAGGACCGGUGGCUUUUACCAUGAUGAUAUGCUGCGGGUGUUUUCAAAUUUUAGCUUCUUUGACAUAAAAGCACGAAGUGUGAAACCUCCAGGGUCUUGUUUUUUACCCCCAUACCCAUGUUAAUUAGUUAUGUCUUAUGCCCAAGUAUGUUUUCCUCAGAGUAGGUGAAUAUCAUCACUUUUUCCGUACACUGUUGGCUGUUCUAAAUGGCAAACAUGACAACUUUAUCUCCAAGAAGCAAAUUGUCCAACAUUGUCCAGGAAUGGGUCCGGGGACAUUCUGUGUGUGCGUGUGCGUGUGUGUGUGUGUGUGUGUCUGAUUGUGCGCUUGUUUUUACUCGCACUGUGUGUCUGUGUCUGCCUCUUGCCAUUCCUCUGUGAUUGGGUGGCUGGGUGGGGGGCAGAUGUUGGGUUGACUGUCCUACUGUCCUAGAAACAGACAGAGAGAGGGAUGAAGAGCCCUCAGCUUUGCCCACAAAUCCUGGUGCCUCAGUGACAGAGCUCGUCAGUCCAAAAAAUUAAAAAAAACAAACAAAAAAACAAUAAAGAUAAAACAGCUGA